CAAGAUGAGGUUCACCUUCUUCCUGGUCGUGGCCGUGAUGGUGCUCGCCGCCGCCAACGGCGGGCGCAUCCGCAGGCAGUUCGGACUGGGCGGUCUGGGCGGCUUCGGAGGCUCAGGCUCGCAGGCCGGCGCUUCUUCUGGCUCCCUGGGCUUCAACUCCCCGUUCGGAGGCAUCUCCGGGUCCGUGUCCGGCGCGCAGGCCAGCAGCGGCUCCUUCGGCGGCGGCCUCGGCGGCUUCGGCGGCUUCGGUCGCUAAGAACAACAAGGCCCCGCCUGGCACCGCCACCACGGGAGCCCAGUCCCUGUGGCUCCUCACGGCGUCGCUCGCACCCGUUUCGAAUAAAACAGAAAAAGUAAACCAUUUGUUGAUUUCGCCCUCCCAAGGAACUGUCAUAAAAAUAACUUGCCACAAGAGUGAGUCGAUUCGACGAUGGAAUUGAAAACACGAGUUGCACCACAGCAUUGUAUCUCUGCAGAGCACCAAUGUUUUCUGCCUCUCGGCAAUGGGUGAGGGGGAAGUCAAAAGAAGUACUUAUGGCAAUACGAUAAUCUUAUAUUUAAUCACAACCUUUGUUUCCGAGCACAUUCAUAGCUGACUAAUAAAAGAAAACAAUGUUUAAUAAAACCUUAUUGUCAUUUUUAAAAUUGUCAUCGCUAUGGCACACAUUGAAUGCCAUUAGGAAAAUUGAUAACUCACUCUCAAACAAACUAAUUCGGACACUCACUUACCCAUUCACUCAAUCACUCACACAUACACAUAAAACAUUCUCACACGCAUUCAUGAGUCAGGCCCUCUAACUUACUACAGCCUAAACUAUCUAUUGGUACUCUUGUGAUCA
Molecule: messenger RNA, 839 nt
Organism: Thrips palmi
Lineage: Eukaryota; Metazoa; Arthropoda; Insecta; Thysanoptera; Thripidae
Product: glycine-rich protein 5-like
Exons: 3
Coding region: 5-256 (83 amino acids)
Source: RefSeq, a predicted model, not a curated record